Molecule: messenger RNA, 302 nt
Organism: Staurois parvus
Lineage: Eukaryota; Metazoa; Chordata; Amphibia; Anura; Ranidae
Source: the annotation of a GenBank genome assembly
CAGAAAGAACAGUAAAAAUGCAGGCAGGGCGCCGGACAAAGCACAAUGUUUUACAUCGUUUACAAAAAAAUGACAGUUUUUAAAACUUUAAAAUUUGCCGCCGGUUCCGACCCCCGUACGUCCCGACGUCACAGGGACCGGAACACGGAAGGCGGCAUUGGCCGGAGGAGAUGGCCGGGGACGCUGCAGGAGGGACAUCGCGGGAGCGAAGGACAAGGUAAGCGCUGCAGGAAAUCCCUGAGCAACGCCGCAGGGUAAGCCCGAGUGUAGCUGGGGGGGGUUACCGCUUUUGGUACUGAAAU